UCUCUCUCUUGCUCACGAGAAUGUCAGAGACAAUCAUUUCUCUGCUGUUGGAGAAGGUGGCCGGUUUUGCGCAAGAUGAAAUCCUGAAAGCUGCAACUGCUAAGGCUGAAGUGGAAAAGCUGGAGACAAGACUGAAAGCAAUCCAACCCUUCCUCAGAGCUGCCUACAACGAGCAGUUCUCGUCAAAAGACGUUAAGGACUGGGUGUGGAGGCUGAACGAGGUCAUCUAUGAUGCUCUCGAUGUCAUCGACCUCUAUCGGAUCAAGUCAAAGGUACACAAAGGUCUCAACUCGGUUGCCAGAUUCCCUAAGACAAUUCGUCUCCUUCGCAAAACCGGCACUAAGAUAAUGAAGAUCAAUGAGAGACUCAAGAUGAUGGAUGAGGAGAAAAAUCAGUAUGGCCUUAAGCCAAUGUUGGAAGAAUCAUCAACCUUAGUUUACAGUUUGGGAGUUCUAAAGGAAGAGCGCGAGACAAUUUCAGCUAUCACAGACAUGAAGAUUAUAGGAAGAGAGGAAGAUGAAGAAGUGGUGCUCAAGUGGUUGUUUGAAGAAUCAAACCCACAUGAAGAUAGCGCUUCUGUUAUAGCGAUUGUAGCGAUGGGUGGAGUUGGAAAGACUGCUCUUGCCAAAAAACUCUACCAUAACAGUAGGGUACAGGAUUACUUUGAUAAAUGCAUGUGGGUUUGUGUUGCAGAGACGUCAAAGCUAUCGGAUCUGUUCGGAAAGAUAUUAGAAGUGGUGGAAGAAAAAGGAAGUUGUUCCACGCAAUUACCUACUGUUGCUGAAGCCCUACGUUCCAAGAUCACCGAUCACUUGAAGAAUAAAAGGUUUCUGCUGGUAUUAGAUGACGUUUGGGACAAUGCAUGGUGGAAGGAGAUGAAAGGUCUCUUGCAAGAUUGCACAUCAGGGAGUAAGGUGCUCAUAACCACUAGGCAGAUGGAAGUUGCCAAAGCCAUAGGGCUUGCACACUUGCACGAGCUUAAAUGCCUAAAUGAGGAGCAAAGUUGGGAACUAUUUUUAAGCAAGACAUUAAGAAGAGGUGAGGAUGAGAGAGAUCUUGAUGGAGUGAAGGAUGUUGGAAAAGCAAUAGUGCAGAAAUGUGGAGGAUUGCCUCUUGCCUUGAAUGCCGUAGGUGGUCUUUUACAACAGAAGCAGAGAAGAAAGCCUGAUUGGCAAGACGUUCUUAGAAGUCCACUUUGGAAUUGGAAAGGUCCACAAAAUAACAACAAAGUGUUCGCUGCAAUUGCCUUGAGUUACAUGACCAUACCGUUCCAAUUAAAACAGUGUCUCACAUAUUGUUGCAUGUACCCCAAGGAUUUUGUAAUGAAGAAGACAGAUUUAGUGAGGCUUUGGGUUGCAGAAGGUUUUAUUUCGACGGAAGAAGGUAUGGAGAUGGAGGUUACAGCAGAAAGCUGUUUGCACACAUUGGUUGGCUGUAGUUUAAUCCAAGACGCAGGAAAUGGGAGAUACACCUUACAUGAUCUUGUUCACGACUUUGCUCUUUACAUGAGAGAGAAGGAAUAUGUGAGCACAGAUCAAUUGAACUCUAAAAAGGUUUUUCAUCAUGCUCGCUAUGUUUCAUCAGUUGGUGGAGGGUGUUCAUCGGAGACACUGAGAGGACAAGAGAAGUUGAGGGGAUUAAUGUGCCAUGAGGUUGAUUGCGUACCUACCUUCAAUUUUGUUGCUUUUAGGUGGUUAAGGGUGUUGGACUUGCGGUGGGGCAAAUUUUCAAAACUGCCGGAGUCAAUUGGGGACCUAAUGCUCUUGAAGUACAUCAAUCUUUUAGGUGCACGAAUAUUUGAGUUGCCUGAAUCCAUCAUUAGACUUCGUGAGUUGCAGACAUUGAUCCUGAGUCAUAGCGAGGUAAAGAGACUUCCAAACAAGAUCUCAGAAUUAGGUUCCUUGAGACAUCUUGAUAUCGAUGAAACAGAACUUCUAGAAUAUUUACCAAGUGAAAUUGGGAUGAUGACUUGUUUGCAAACAUUGUCAAAAUUUGUGGUCGGCAGCGGUAGAACAUUGGAUGAAAGCAUGGGAAGCAGUUUAUCUGAGCUACGUGAACUAAACUAUUUAAGAGGAAAUCUGAGAAUAGAGCACUUAGAAAGAGUCGGUAGUCUAGAAGAGGCAGACCAUGCAGAAUUAAAAAGAAAAGAAAGUCUGCAUGGAUUGCAUUUAUCUUGUGACAUGAGUUAUGACAUUGAAUUCAAUAAAACUGUCAUAGAAAAAGUGGAGCAAGUUUAUGAGCGGAUGGAACCUCCAACAGCCAUUGAAAGUAUUAGUAUUAAGUAUUAUCCAGGUACGAAAUGUCCCACCUGGAUUAGUUCUAGCACAUACUCUUGCUUGCGAAACAUCGAAGUAUGGGACUGCAAAUUCUUAGAAAACUUGCCCAACCUUGGGUUCUUGCCCAAUCUGGUGGACUUAUUAAUAUAUAGUGUCAAAAUGAUCAAGGUGUUUGAUACUACAUGCGACCACAUGUGUGGAAAAGUCGCAUUUCCCAAGCUAGAAAAACUACGGUUGUGGACCAUGAAGAACUUGGAGGAGUGGAAGUUUGAUUCAAAGGUAGAGAAUAUGCCUUGCCUUGAGGAGUUGGAUAUCCAAGGUUGCCCAAAUUUAAGGGCAAUCCCAUUCUUUUCAACCCUCAAGAAACUAACAAUUGAGUACAUGGCUGGGUGGGGAGGUUGGCCCAUGGCGAAGGAAAGAGAUAUGCCAUGUCUGAAAAAAAUGAGCAUUUCAUCAAGUGAAAAGUUGAAGCUCUUACCACGUCUCUCUUCUGGGCUAGUAAAGACAACAAUAAUCAGCUGUCCCUCCGUUACUUUGACCAGCAUGCCGGAGCUAAAGAAGGUGAGGCAUUUGGACGUUAUUUCUUGUCCAAAUCUAGAAUAUUCUCUUCUCCAAGGACUUCAAGAUGGCAAGCUCGAGUCAUUGGUGAUUGAAGACUGUUUGAAUCUAUGUUCAAUACCAGUUAUCACAGGAUUAAAAAGGCUACAUUUAAGGAACUUACCUCGGCUCCAGUCAUUGUGUAUGACGUUUGCUAGUACUAUGGGAUUGAAGUUUCUGAGUUUAAGGAACUUGCCUCAACUCCAGUCACUGCCUUCGACGUUUCUAGAUAGCCUUAGGGGGCUUGAAGAGCUGGACUUGCGUCAUAUGCUUGGGUCUGUGGAUGUAGAGGAGCUUCUUGCCCGGUUAGGAAUGGAAAGGUUGAGGAGGUUGAGAGUAAGUGGGUUUCACGAUCUGGGAGUGGAGUGGUUGGAGAGUCGAAUCAGUGACUUGCUUCAGCUGAAACAGCUAGACAUAGAGGAUUGUCCCAGACUACUGAUGUCCGUCAUAAAUGUUCUCAAACAACACCCCCUCCCCAACCUUGAAUUUUUGCGACUUGCCAGCUUGGUCAGUGAUGGUCCGAUACGGCCGACAUACGUAAACAUGAAAUGUGAGUUAGUCAUAGAUUCUGUGGAAACGAGCAACAAGUUGGCUGGUUUAAUGGAAAAGUUGAGCAGCAAGGUAAGGGGUCUAGACAUUAAGGUGUUGGCUGGCGUGGACUCACUACCAGAGUGGAUUCAACAACUUCACCAGUUGCAAUACUUGAGAGUUCAUGAAAGUCCUCAUCUCACUCGUUUGCCUCAUUGGUUGAACAAACUGUCCCAACUAGAAUGGUUGGAGUUGGAUAAUCUGCCAGAGUUGGUAGAAGUGCCUGCAGUAGCAUUCAAAUGUCUCGAAGGGCUCCAGUCACUCCAUAUCUAUUCCUGUCCAAAGUUGAGUUCCUUGCCAGAUGAGCUUUCAAGUCUCCCCAGGCUUCGACACUUGAACAUUUUCGGUGCUCUCUGGCUGAGUGGUGGCGAACGCAAGGCCAAGGCCAGGACAAGUUCCCCAGCCUCCGUGACAUCCUUUCUGAAGAAAAUCAAAUAUGAAAAUUGCCGAUACUUGAAGUGAAUCGGUGGACAUUAUCAAAUGGUUUCCAAGAAUUUUGAAGAUCAUGCUGAGCAGCUGCAGAAGUUUUCUCAUCAUGGGCCGUUUCUACUCAUUGUUUUGAUGCCAUCAUCCACUGAUCAAAUCGGAUGUGUUUCAAUGUAUCUACAUGUGUUUACACGUACAGUCUUGUUUGUUUUGGCACAACCUUUUUGCAUUGGAUGUGUGUAUUCUUUUAGCAUCUGUUGGAAUCAAACUGUAAAGUCAUUCUGUCGCAGGGAAUGAAAGUUGAGACCUGCAAUUGGGACAGAGACAGCUUGGGUGGGGAUUUUGGUCUAAGGAACUCACCCUGGUUAUGUGACCUGGUUGAAUAAGAGAGGUGCAUACUUUUUGCUUGUUUUUC
This is a messenger RNA of Nymphaea colorata (pocket water lily), 4302 nucleotides long. Its product is annotated as disease resistance protein RGA2-like. The record is from RefSeq and is a predicted model, not a curated record. The transcript is spliced from 2 exons. The coding region runs from base 21 to 3923 and encodes 1300 amino acids. NCBI's taxonomy places the organism in Eukaryota, Viridiplantae, Streptophyta, Magnoliopsida, Nymphaeales, Nymphaeaceae. Gene Ontology annotation, biological process: defense response to other organism. Gene Ontology annotation, molecular function: ADP binding.